Molecule: messenger RNA, 951 nt
Organism: Hyaloperonospora brassicae
Lineage: Eukaryota; Oomycota; Peronosporomycetes; Peronosporales; Peronosporaceae
Source: the annotation of a GenBank genome assembly
AUGCAAGCCUUCCCCCUGCCCGUUGAUGGUUCUCUCGUCUAUGGCCACAACGGCGUCUCUGGCGAUCGACAGUCAAUAUCAAAUGACACCGCAGGCAGUGAAGAGAGGGUGUUAUCUGGAACCUCUUCGCCGAUCGAAGUAAUGGCAGAAAAUAUGGUAUCGCAGCUCAAGAAGGCAUUGCAUGCUACACCUGACCCAACGCUUACUAAUGGCGCUUGGACUCAGCUCAUGAAAUCGGAUGCCCACGUUUUGAAGCGCUACAAAGAAAUGCUGGUCAAGGUAGAAAGCCCUGAAGCGCUUCACGAUGUCGAAAAGAAGCUUCGUUUGCUGGAGAAUGGAGGGGCAACAGGACUAGAAAAUGUGCUUGAUGCGGUCCGAACCGCCGAAAAGGAGCUUGCGGACCAGGAUGUCAGUCUCGCGAAAACGAAGCUACUGCAGCAGCCACAACCCUGUCCAUUUGAGAAGUACGUCGUGAUGUUGAAAGAUGCACAGAUACUUGGAUCACAACAUUCGGUAAACUGGUACGCCGUGGAAAAACUUGUCGAAUUAUAUAACACGAUCGCGAAACCGCCAGCUGAUAAAACGCUGUUGGAUUUGUUUCUGAUCGGCUUCAACAACGUUCCCAACGGCUCACGGCUUUUGUCGAUCUCGAAGAAGAGUCGUAUAAGCGGGCCGAAGGCAGAACAUUUGCAGAAUAAGAUAUUUGAGAGCUGGAUCAAGGGAGAGACAUCCGCCGAAUCUGUAUUCAACUUGUUGAAGAUCUCUAGAUUAAGUUCGUCAGACGCCGUGUACGAGAAGCUGGAUGCCUUUGAGCGGUACUUUGCACUGUUCAACGCGCGUUUCCCUGACCGAAAGACCAACUGGAGCACGCUUUUCAACGAACACAAGGUUAGUCCCACGGUAGCAAAUACCCUGAUAGCGAGAGGGGAAAAGCUCAACCUUGUCGAUUAG